This is a messenger RNA of Alternaria atra, 1971 nucleotides long. RefSeq lists its product as uncharacterized. NCBI's taxonomy places the organism in Eukaryota, Fungi, Ascomycota, Dothideomycetes, Pleosporales, Pleosporaceae. The transcript is spliced from 2 exons. Gene Ontology annotation, cellular component: cytosol. Gene Ontology annotation, molecular function: FAD binding; methylenetetrahydrofolate reductase [NAD(P)H] activity. Gene Ontology annotation, biological process: tetrahydrofolate interconversion. The record is from RefSeq and is a predicted model, not a curated record. Bases 1 to 1971 code for a protein of 656 amino acids.
AUGGAGAAGAUUACGGAUAAGAUCAAUGCGCUGCCUGAUGGCGCCAACUACUUCUCGCUGGAGUUCUUCCCGCCGAAGACGGCAAUGGGAUUUGCGAACCUCCAAACCCGAUUAGAGCGCAUGUCACAAGCUCUUCGUCCGCUCUUCGUCACCGUCACCUGGGGUGCCGGCGGAUCAACAGCCACCAAAUCGCUCGAACUCGCGGAGAUAUGCCAGCGCCAAUUAGGCCUCACGACAUGUUUACAUCUUACAUGCACAAACAUGAACCGUCAGCUCAUCGACGACGCGCUUGAACAGGCCAAGGUGUUGGGCAUACGGAAUAUCCUGGCGCUGAGGGGUGAUGCGCCACGGAGCGAUGAGUAUAGAGAUGAAGGGACACCACCGGAGCAAGACUCGAACAAGGACUUUACGUGGGCAAUUGACUUGGUCAAAUAUAUCCGGAAAGAGUAUGGAGACUACUUUUGCAUUGGCGUCGCUGCGUAUCCGGAGGGUCAUUCGGAUCAGAGCCACCCACAACAUCAAGAUCCGCAGUUCGAUCUGCCAUCCCUGAUCGAGAAGACUAAGGCUGGCGCAGACUUCAUUAUGACCCAGCUGUUCUACGAUGUCGAAGCCUAUGAUAAAUUCGAGAAGAUGUUGAGGGAGCAUGAGAGCGGAGUGUUCAAGACAAUACCGAUUAUACCAGGGUUGAUGCCGAUCCAAUCGUACAAGAUCCUGCUUCGGACAACGAAGCUAUCUCAUGCGAAGCUACCGUCCGAUAUGUUGGCGCGACUGGAUGCGGUGAAGAGCGACGACGAACUGGUGAAGCAAGUGGGUGUUAAGAUCAUGGACGAGAUGCUGGAACAUAUCAAGUCGCGACCGGAUACAUGCAGGAGAGGGUUCCACUUCUACACGUUGAACUUGGAAAAGGCAGUAUCGCAUAUUGUGGAAGACACGCACCUCAUUCCAUCAACUUUGAACGACGACGACGAUGACGAUGAAGUUAUUGUAGAGACGACGCCCGCAAUCAACCUUGAGCCACCACCCAACGGCUUUGUGCCUCAAAGACGGCGAUCAUCAGCUGUCAACUCUGGCCCGCGAAAUAGGGUGAUAGUAUCACAUUCUUCCGCUGCUAAGUCAAGCAAUCAUUCGUACGAAGCCACGGAUGAAGAGGCUGGUGUACCACGAGGCCCAAUCAACACCCGCGCGAAUACACUGGCAAUUUCCGAAGGCGAGGGCUCGUUGGGUCGUGAAGCAACCUGGGACGACUUUCCUAACGGUCGCUGGGGUGAUGCGCGUUCGCCCGCGUUCGGUGAAAUCGACGGUUACGGUCCAACUCUGCACGUCUCAACGCCGCAAGCCCUCAAGCUAUGGGGUCACCCAGUUGAGAAGGAUGACGUCUCCAAGCUUUUCCGCCGCCACAUCGAAGGGGACCUUGAGGCCAUACCCUGGAGUGAGCAAAGUCUCUCUCCCGAAACCCUGACUAUCAGCAAGCAGCUGCUUGCCCUCAAUGCAAAGGGUUGGUGGACAGUUGCCUCGCAACCCGCCGUUAAUGGUGUGAAAUCAACAGACCCCGUCUUCGGCUGGGGUCCCAAGAAUGGCUAUGUCUUCCAAAAGCCAUUCGUCGAGUUCUUCAUCCCUGCUUCCGAAUUCGCCGCUCUCAAGCCCAAGCUCGAUGCCCACGAACAGGUCACCUACUUCGCUGGUAACGCCGCCGGUGAAUUUGAAGCCAGCCAAGAGGAUGGUGUGAACCCUGUUACUUGGGGCACAUUUGCAGGCAAGGAGAUUGUUACGCCUACCAUCAUCGAAGCCGUCAGUUUCAGGAGUUGGCUUGACGAGGCAUUUAGUAUCUUCAGAGAGUGGCAGAGGAUUUACCCACCGAGGAGCGCGAGUAGUACACUACUUGGAGCUUUGCGACAGGACUAUUGGCUUGUCAACGUCAUUUGGGGUGAUUUCGUUAACGGCGAGGGGUUGUGGGAGUUUUUGGAACAGUAG